UGACGGAAACGUCUUGCAUAGCGGUGCAGCUUCAACCUUACGGCACCAUGAAUUAUAAGUAUAUCUUCUCUGUUUAAGACAUUGAGUGACCCUAUGGAUGCCAUUUGGAACAAACUGAAGAUUGCGAACGACUCAUUUGUGUAAAGGCAGGGUUAAAAAAUGAGCAACAUCCUUCAUGCAGCAUCAAAAGUGAGAUGGAAUCCGAGCACUGCGGCGAAAAGAGCGGUGUUCCUGGCGGCCGCCGCAUACGGAGCCAAAGCGCUUUACCCCAUCAUCUGCAAACAAAUACAUCAACGGAAAACAACCAGGAACAACGCAUCUGGACAUGAGAAUGGAUUGAUAUCUGCUCCAGAGACUGCCUGUAGCCUUAGUAAAUCACCCGGCGUCAAUGCGCAAUUCUUCAAGCAGGUUCUUGAACUGGUUCGAAUCGUGUUCCCGAGGUUUGUAACUAAAGAACUGGGUUUACUCUGUUUACAUUCACUAGCUCUGGUUUCACGGACGUUUCUGUCUAUUUAUGUGGCAGGGCUGGAUGGUAAAAUAGUGAAAACGAUCGUAGAGAAGCAGCCGCGGAGCUUCGUGAUCAAACUGAUGAAAUGGCUUCUGAUCGCCAUCCCGGCCACUUUCGUCAACAGCGCGAUCCGCUAUCUGGAGUGCAAGCUCGCGCUCGCGUUCCGCACGCGUUUGGUGGAUCAUGCAUAUAAAACCUAUUUCACCGAUCAGACCUAUUAUAAGGUCAGCAACAUGGACGGGAGGCUGGCGAACCCGGACCAGUCUCUAACCGAGGAUGUGAUGAUGUUCUCGCAGUCCAUUGCGCAUCUGUACUCAAACCUCACCAAACCCAUCCUGGACGUGAUACUGACUUCGUAUACUUUAAUACAGACUGCGCGAUCUCGGGGUGCGAACGCAACCGGACCCACUCUCUUAGCGGGUCUGGUGGUGUUCGCCACGGCGAAGGUCCUGCGCGCUUGCUCGCCGAGGUUCGGUAAGCUGGUGGCGGAGGAGGCGCACAGGAAGGGCUACUUGCGUUAUGUGCACUCCAGAAUCAUAGCCAAUGCAGAGGAGAUCGCCUUCUAUAGGGGACAUACGCAGUACAACAGCAAGGGCAAGAUCACCACUCCAGGAACUGAAACCAUAAAGGAUGUCACCGAGUUGGCUGGCUACACGGCACGUGUGCACAACAUGUUCUUGGUAUUUGACCAAGUCCAGAGGGGAAUAUACAAACGUUCAUCUGCCGUCUCGACCACAGGGGAGAUGAUAAGCGGGGAUGAUAACCGACCUGAGAUGCACAUCGAUGGGCCUCUGGAAAUCAAAGGCAAAGUGAUUGAUGUGGAUAAAGGUAUAGUCUGUGAAAACGUGCCUAUAAUCACUCCUAAUGGAGAUGUGGUUGUGUCCUCCUUAAACUUCAAGGUAGAGGAAGGGAUGCAUUUGCUGAUCACAGGGCCGAAUGGAUGUGGGAAAAGUUCUCUGUUCCGGAUCCUCAGUGGCCUGUGGCCUGUGUACGGCGGACUUCUGUACAAACCAUCACCUGAGCACAUGUUUUACAUCCCACAGAGACCAUACAUGUCCAUCGGAACGUUACGGGACCAGGUCAUCUACCCCGACUCUCUAGACGACAUGCAUGACAAGGGUUACAGAGACAAGGACCUGGAAGUUAUUCUGGACAUUGUCAAUCUAAACCACAUUGUUACCCGGGAAGGAGGGUGGGAUGCUGAGCUGGACUGGAAAGAUGUUCUUUCUGGAGGCGAGAAACAGCGUAUGGGCAUGGCACGCAUGUUUUACCACAAGCCUAAGUAUGCUUUGCUGGAUGAGUGUACCAGUGCAGUCAGCAUUGAUGUAGAGGGUAAAAUAUUUCAGGCUGCAAAGGAUGCUGGUAUCUCCUUGCUGUCCAUCACCCAUAGACCCUCUCUAUGGAAAUACCACACACACCUGCUGCAGUUUGACGGGGAGGGCGGCUGGCGGUUCGAGCAGCUAGAUACGGCCACACGGCUCUCACUGACGGAGGAAAAGCAACGCUUGGAGUCUCAGCUCGCAGGCAUCCCUAAGAUGCAGCUCAGACUGAAUGAACUGUGUAAGAUCUUGGGCGAAGAUUCGGUUCUAAAGACGGUGGAGAACAAGGAUGAGGACUGAAAGAAGCCUGGAGAUGCUUGAUGUUCAGGAACACCUUUGGUACUUUUAAUAUUUUAGCAAUGGUUUUAACAUUUGAUGUGUACACAUGACAAUUCGAUACUGAAAUUGGAGUUUAAUGGGAAUUGUAGAAACAGUUCCCUUUUGCUUUGUUUUUUGUUUUUAUAGUUUAGUUUAGUUUAGUUUUC
Molecule: messenger RNA, 2312 nt
Organism: Sinocyclocheilus grahami
Lineage: Eukaryota; Metazoa; Chordata; Actinopteri; Cypriniformes; Cyprinidae
Product: ATP-binding cassette sub-family D member 2-like
Exons: 9
Coding region: 160-2127 (655 amino acids)
Biological process (GO): long-chain fatty acid import into peroxisome; peroxisome organization; fatty acid beta-oxidation
Cellular component (GO): peroxisomal membrane
Molecular function (GO): ATP hydrolysis activity; ATP binding; long-chain fatty acid transmembrane transporter activity
Source: RefSeq, a predicted model, not a curated record